CCAGGUGUUGGGUAGGGUCCUUUAUGCUUUUAAUUUGAAUAAGAGACAUAUCUGUAGAAUAUGUACUAUAUGUAUUGAAGGGUCCUUUAAGAGGCAUCGGGUGACGUCAUUGCGUAUGCGCAUGAACAAAUGAUCAUGAACGCGCGAUGAGGAAGUCGCAGAGUUAGGCUGCACAUGUGUGUAUGACUGCUGUUCGAGUCUAAUUUGUCAUCAUUCAGGGAGUUGGAUGUUUACGCAGGAUUGCGUGAAUGUGUGAGUGUGGCUGAGCUGACGCGCCGCAUGUACAGACGAGGCCUGUUUGCGUUGAAGUGAUUUAACAGUGUGUAACGUGAGAAACACGGGAAAAAGUGAGUAAUAUACAUACUAUGUCAUUUCAGGUGUAUUUUGUGAGUGUUAUUUUAGCCUAACUGUUCAUGCAGUUCUAAGAUUUUAUGUUUUCUUUCUAGAAAGUACCACUACCGUAUUAUUGUCACUGGUGUUCCAGUAUUUGCAUUGUCUUUUUGAUUAUUGCACCCAAAAAGAGGUGACACGUUGUACUUUCUUUUACAUUUUCCUUUAUUUUUUGGGAAACAAUCUGCUGUGUGAUUUAAAGAUACACUGGCACUGUAUUUUGUGUUAUUGUGAGUUUUCUGCCUGUAACUGCCAGAAGAGAAACAGAAACUCCUAACUGAUUAUAAGGAAUAAAAUAAGAACCCCAUUUGUAUUUGUUGGUCCUGUGUCAUUUUCCUGUGGCCACAAUUUUGGUACCAGAAGUGGGGUCUUCCAAGAGAGUUAGGAAAAUCAGUUUUUAUUGGAGUGUGCAAUAAUAAAAAAUAAAAUAAAAAAAAGUACAGUGCAGUAAUACGGUAGUGGUGAAGAGGAGACUGAAGAUUUCUGCAGGCGAGGAGGAACGGCUGUGGCGAGCAAAGAGACGGAUCGUCGUGGAUGAUCGCCAGGGCCCAGCUGGAUCUCAUCGCCAGGGGCUAAGAGAGACUGUUCGACAGUGUUGCAUCAGAUUGGAAGGACUUCAACAAGCACUUAUCCUUUUCAGAGUUUUACAUAGAGACAUUUAAGGACGUGAGAUUUUACAAUGUCAGACCCAGAUGAUGACCCUAGCCGAGCUAAUUUAACAGAGCAAAUUAGAGAGUUGCAAAGUAAACAUGAUCAAGCAAUGGCUGCGAUUUCCUCACUGAAUCAGAAGUCUUAUGUGUAUGUCCCGAGAGAAAGACACAUAUUACCAUAUUGCGGCGAUAUGGAGAAAGAUGGCAGGUCAGUCGAUGAUUUUAUAGAGGAAGUCGAGCGGGUGCUGCGUGUUAGGCACCAGUCUGACCAAGAUCAGUAUGAUUUUGUUAUGUCUCUGUUAAGGGGUACAGCCUUGGAAGAGGUACGUCUUCGCAGUGUUACUGAUGAUGGGGUUGACGAUUUGUUUGAGUACCUCAGGGAGGCGUUUAGAGAUAGACGUAGCACACCUCAGCUCCUCCACAGUUUUUACAGCCGAAGACAACUAGAGGGGGAAAACAUUAGAGACUUUUCUCAUGCCCUGUCACAAGCCCUUGGCUUAGUUUCGAAAUGUUCUCCCAAUGCUAUUGCGAACGAAAGGGUGGCAUUGAGAGAUCAAUUUGUUGAAGGAGUCCGCGAUCCAUCUCUGCGAAGAGAGCUUCUCAAAUUUGUGAGAGAUCACCCUAGGUGUACGAUGAUAGAGGUGCGAGAUGAAGCAAGGCUGUGGUUCGUAGAAGAGCCCUCAGCAAAAACAACUAAGUCUCGGUGUAGUACUAACAUGACACAGUGUUCAAUUCUCAGGGUGCAAGAGAAAAAGAGUGUCACCUUAGAGGAUGUUCUCGAGGUGGUGGCCGAACAAGGCAAAGCAAUUAGUGAACUCACUCAAGCCGUCAAAAAUCUGACAGUAAGGGGUGGUAGUACAAGGGUAGAAACCUUUAGGCCUAGAUCACAGCCAAAAUUCACUGAGGAUGGACAACCAAUAUGUUUCAAGUGUCAAGUCGCUGGACAUGUGGCAAAGAAUUGCCCUCAGAAGCAGAGCUCUAGAACAGCUAGGUCCGUAUCUUCUGACUCCCAGGGAAACGGGAGCCCUCGGUUGUUGUGA
Xyrauchen texanus (razorback sucker) is the source of this 2080-nucleotide messenger RNA. RefSeq lists its product as uncharacterized. The record is from RefSeq and is a predicted model, not a curated record. Bases 1070 to 2080 code for a protein of 336 amino acids. Gene Ontology annotation, molecular function: zinc ion binding; nucleic acid binding. Lineage: Eukaryota; Metazoa; Chordata; Actinopteri; Cypriniformes; Catostomidae. The transcript has 2 exons.